AUGGGGAUAGAAGAGAAGGACAUGCACCCGUUCUGCCAUCUCUUCCACGAUCGCUUCACAAAACCUGCCCUCCUCCAUGAGCCUCCACCGAAUCCACUCUUACAUGAUUUUCACCUCCUGCUCGAUCUACGUCUCUCCGAGCCGAUCGCGGAAGUGCCACGCUGGAACCGCAAGGUGCACGCGGAGGCACCUCCUGUCGCCCUUGCCCACACCAGGACCAGUACCCACGGUGGUACUGGCUCGGGGCUGAAAACGAUGGUAAUAUUGGAUGCGCCCGAACACGGCCGCGGCCCAGUGUGGGAAUGGGACCGCCGCGCAGAUCCCCCACGAUCCAGAACAGGUCCCUCACUUCCCGAUGUGCCCGGACGCCCGCUGCGUCCGCCGUGUGCCCUCCCAGCGCGACGCCGGCUCAGACGACGCGACACCCGGUCCUGCGCCAUCGUCGAUCCCCUCGCCACGCUCGAGUGGAUCGCUCCCCCUCGCCCACUUACAGCACUCCGCGCGCUUAUCGCUCUCCAUCCCCAGCCUGCGUCACCAUUUCUCUCUCCCGUGCUCGCCGGAAUACAUCGUCCUGUCUACUACCACAUCGCGACCCCAGAGCAAUACGGCCAACACGACCUGUCCCCCGUCCUCCUCCAGCUCCCCGCCCUCCAGCUCGAGGUCCCCCCGCUCGCAAGCGCCAAGCGCGGCCCCAUCAGCGGUCACCAGGUCCAUCCACCCUUUUCCCGUGCGACUCUCCAUCCUGCUCAGGCGUGUCGUUCUUCGUUACCCAGGCUUCCCUUCUCAUCCCACGCACUCGCGUCCGACAGCUCGGGAUCACACACUCCGACCGCGUAA
Molecule: messenger RNA, 837 nt
Organism: Heterobasidion irregulare TC 32-1
Lineage: Eukaryota; Fungi; Basidiomycota; Agaricomycetes; Russulales; Bondarzewiaceae
Exons: 3
Coding region: 1-837 (278 amino acids)
Source: RefSeq, a predicted model, not a curated record